CUUCCAUCAACUUCAUAAAGAGCUAUUACAUUUUCCAAACUCAUAUCCAUUUCUCAUUCUUUUUCUUUCUGUAAACAAAAAGAGAGUGCGAGGGUGUGAACAGUGUUUGAUUCCACCCUCAAGAAUCAUACUAUUCAAAUCGAAAACUAAAGUUUUGUAAUGGCUUCAAGACCCAUUGUUCCUCAACAACAACAACCUAGAGGCGAUGCUGCUGUGGGGGGAGUGAAACAGCAGAAGAAGAACCUUGCAGCAGGCGAGGGAAGGAACCGUAGAGCAGCACUUCAUGAUAUUGGUAAUGUAGUCACGGCAGUAAGAGGUGUUGAAGUCAAGCCAAAUCGUCCCAUAACAAGGAAUUUCUGUGCACAACUACUUGCCAAUGCCCAAGCAGCUGCUGCUGAAAAUAACAAGAAACAGGUCUGUCCUCCUCCUGCUGCUGUCAAGGGAGUUCCAGUGGCUAGAAGAGUGGCAGUGGCCCCUAAACCUGUUCAGAAGAAAGUCACUGCAAAACCAAAGCCUGUUGAAGUGAUUGAUGUAAUAAGUUCUGAAGAAGAGAGCAGUAAAGAAAAGUCUGUGCUUAACAAAAAGGGAGGAGAGGUUAAUUCCAGGAAGAAAUCAUCACGCACUCUUACUUCUGUUCUAACAGCUAGAAGCAAGGCUGCAUGUGGUUUGACUAACAAACCUAAGGAGAUUGUUGACAUUGAUGCUGCUGAUGUUAACAAUGAACUUGCUGCUGUUGAGUAUCUUGAUGACAUUUACAAGUUCUACAAGUUAGUUGAGAAUGAGAGCCGUCCACAUGAUUACAUGGACUCACAACCUGAGAUUAACGACAAGAUGAGAGCUAUACUCAUUGACUGGCUAGUAGAUGUUCACACAAAAUUCGAACUUUCGCCAGAAGCCCUUUACCUCACAAUCAACAUAAUUGAUAGAUUCUUAGCUAUCAGCCUUGUGUCAAGAAGGGAACUUCAAUUGGUUGGCAUCAGUGCUAUGUUGAUGGCAUCAAAGUACGAAGAAAUCUGGCCACCUGAGGUUAAUGACUUUGUGUGCCUCUCAGAUAGAGCCUACACUCAUGAACAAAUACUCAUCAUGGAGAAAACCAUCCUAGGGAAGCUUGAAUGGACACUGACAGUGCCUACACCAUUUGUUUUCUUAGUCCGAUUCCUCAAGGCGGCUUCGGUGUCCUUACCUUCUUCUGAUCUCGCUUUAGAGAACAUGGCUCAUUUUCUUUCUGAGCUGGGAAUGAUGCAUUAUGCUACCUUGAUGUACAGCCCCUCAAUGAUGGCUGCAGCAGCAGUUUAUGCAGCAAGGUGCACAUUGAACAAAAGUCCUGUUUGGGAUGAAACAUUGACGAUGCACACUGGUUACUCAGAAGAAGAAUUGAUGGGUUGUGCUAGAUUGUUGGUGAGUUUUCACAGUGCUAGUGGGAGUGGAAAACUCAAGGGUGUCUAUAAGAAGUAUGCUGAUCCUCAGAAAGGCGCUGUUGCUGUUCUUCCACCGGCGAAAAACCUUGUGUCAUCUGCCGCAGUUGGUUCUUAAAUUUGUCAUUGAAAUAAACAAAGGAAGCUGCCUGAGUUUUUAGGUUUAUGUAGGGCUCUCAGCAAUAACCAUUUGUUAUUGUAAUUUUUUUCUUUCUUUUCAUUGUUUAGACCCUUUUCAGAUGUUAUGAAAUCAAACACUUUCAUAUAUAAAGCUUCCUCAUUUUCCUUA
Molecule: messenger RNA, 1704 nt
Organism: Lathyrus oleraceus (garden pea)
Lineage: Eukaryota; Viridiplantae; Streptophyta; Magnoliopsida; Fabales; Fabaceae
Product: G2/mitotic-specific cyclin S13-7
Exons: 6
Coding region: 160-1533 (457 amino acids)
Biological process (GO): mitotic cell cycle phase transition
Molecular function (GO): cyclin-dependent protein serine/threonine kinase regulator activity
Source: RefSeq, a predicted model, not a curated record